Messenger RNA from Asterias rubens (European starfish), 2847 nucleotides. RefSeq names its product fibropellin-1-like. Gene Ontology annotation, molecular function: calcium ion binding. Bases 1 to 2832 code for a protein of 943 amino acids. NCBI's taxonomy places the organism in Eukaryota, Metazoa, Echinodermata, Asteroidea, Forcipulatida, Asteriidae. The transcript is spliced from 19 exons. The record is from RefSeq and is a predicted model, not a curated record.
AUGGAUCAGAAUGACCAGGAAACAUGUGUCAAAAUGGCCCAGAAUGGCGUCGAAAACACCACACCUCCGCAAGUGUUCAAUUGUCCAAAGGAAGAUGUAAGAGGCAGCCAAGUAACUACCACCUCAGGGACAAGCCUUGCUACUUGGAACCCUAUUUCUGCUUUCGAUCUUGAUAGCGGUGCUACACCGGCAGCUUUUUCAAUGAGCCUGUACGGACAAACCACUUCCACUCAAUUCCCAUAUGGGUUUACCACCGUUGGGUUUGAGUUUAUCGACAACGUAGUUCCUCCACAAAAUAUUGCACUUUGCACGUUCCUUGUGGCCAUACCAGUCGCGAAUGAUGGCAAUCCGCCCUCAGUAAAUUGCCCUGGUGAUGUAUUCGUUACCAUAGGCAGCGCUAAUACCCAAGGUUUCGCAAGCUGGGAUGAACCUAUGGCCACAGAUGAUAACAACGUUGUCCGAAGGUCCUGGAGAUCCCACGCACCCAACACCCUCUUUCCAGUGGGUGCUACAGAAGUGACGUACCAAUGGAUCGAUCCAACAAAUGAUAAUACUCCACUGGUAUGCACGUUCACGGUUACUGUUUCAACUUCAGGAACUGACAACGUCGUACCAAGUCUGACAUGCCCCGCCGACUUUAGGACUUCAUCAGCAAAUCCAACUUGGACAGUCCCAACAGCAGCUGAUGCAUCUGGCGUUCAACCUGUCCAAGGCAGCCAUAAUCCUGGAGCUGGAAUUCCUGUCGGUUUCACGACAGUUACCUACAACGUCAAUGACAACAGCGGCAACCGUGCCUCUUGCUCAUUUGUCAUCAGCAGAUCACGAUACCUUCCCAUAGGAACCACAUCAGUGGAAUACCUGUUUGAGGAUACUGUAGGGAAGACAACUCGAUGCGUCUUCAAUGUUGUUGUUACCGUGCAAGGUCCAUGUGCAAGUGCUCAGUGCUUCAAUGGAGGUUUUUGUCGGGUAACUGGCACUACGUUCACCUGCCAGUGUGCAACUGGAUUCACUGGACAAUUUUGUCAAACGACUGUCAGUCAGUGUGCAAACGUUCAGUGUUUGAACCAGGGAACGUGUCAGGAUCUCGGCACUACGUUCAUCUGCCAAUGCCUGACCGGAUUCACAGGACAGUUUUGUCAAACUACUACUAGUCAGUGUGCAAACGUUCAGUGUUUGAACCAGGGAACGUGUCAGGAUCUCGGCACUACGUUCAUCUGCCAAUGCCUGACCGGAUUCACAGGACAGUUUUGUCAAACUACUACUAGUCCAUGUGAUAGUGUUACCUGCUUCAAUGGAGGUGCAUGUGUAGUUUCUGGCACCUCGUUCACCUGCCAGUGUGCAACUGGAUUCACUGGAACAUUUUGUCAAACGGCUGUCGUCAAUCCGUGUGCGAGUGUUACCUGCUUUAAUGGAGGUGCAUGUGUGGUUUCUGGCACUUCCUUCACCUGCCAGUGUGCAACUGGAUUCACUGGACAAUUUUGUCAAACAACCGUCAGUCCAUGUGAUAGUGUUACCUGCUUCAAUGGAGGUGCAUGUGUAGUUUCUGGCACCUCGUUCACCUGCCAGUGUGCAACUGGAUUCACUGGAACAUUUUGUCAAACGGCUGUCGUCAAUCCGUGUGCGAGUGUUACCUGCUUUAAUGGAGGUGCAUGUGUGGUUUCUGGCACUUCCUUCACCUGCCAGUGUGCAACUGGAUUCACUGGACAAUUUUGUCAAACAACCGUCAGUCCAUGUGAUGGUGUUACCUGCUUCAAUGGAGGUGCAUGUCAGGUUGCUGGCACUACAUUCACCUGUCAGUGUGCAACUGGAUUCACUGGACAAUUUUGUCAAACAACCAUCAGUCCAUGUGAUAGUGUUACCUGCUUCAAUGGAGGUGCAUGUGUAGUUUCUGGCACCUCGUUCACCUGCCAGUGUGCAACUGGAUUCACUGGAACAUUUUGUCAAACGGCUGUCGUCAAUCCAUGUGCAAAUAUUAACUGCCAAAAUGGAGGUGCAUGUCUGGUUCUGGGAACUACGUUCACCUGCCAGUGUGCAACUGGAUUCACUGGACAAUUUUGUCAAACGACCAUCGAUCCAUGUGCAACUGUUACGUGCCAAAAUGGAGGUGCAUGUCUGGCUGUUGGCACUUCGUUCACCUGCCAGUGUGCAACUGGAUUCACUGGACAAUUUUGUCAAACCGCCAUGGAAGAACUAAGUAUUGUUUGCCCCGUAAGUAGGACCGUCAAUGCUGCUGAUAGUCAAAAUAUAGUACUAGCUCAACCAACAGUUACUGGCGCAGUUGGAGCUGUGACCUUUACAUACUUUGUAGUGGGCCCCUCUGGAAGUCUUGUACCAGUUAACAAUCAACAGCUAAGUACAACAGCUCCAUCUGUGACAACCAUCGUAACUUUUGUAGAAGACCAGUCUGGGAGACCAUCUGUGCUUUGUUCAUAUAUGAUCACUACCAAUGCAGCAAUAAGUCCAUGUGCAAAUAUUAACUGCCAAAAUGGAGGUGCAUGUCUGGUUCUGGGAACUUCGUUCACCUGCCAGUGUGCAACUGGAUUCACUGGACAAUUUUGUCAAACGGCUGUCAGUCCAUGUGCAAAUAUUAACUGCCAAAAUGGAGGUGCAUGUCUGGUUCUGGGAACUACGUUCACCUGCCAGUGUGCAACUGGAUUCACUGGACAAUUUUGUCAAAAUACCAUCAAUACGUAUAUACAUGUCCCUGUCUGUUGUCGAGCGAUCGAUGUCACAAAUGGUCCUGUCUCAGCUGUGCAAACCAUUUGGUGGGAGUUGUUUUUUCUCAUGUUUUAUCUCAUGCGCCUUUUUAGGUUGUAUCUGUGCGCAACAUAAGUCUGUUUUAUUAUU